This is a messenger RNA of Oenanthe melanoleuca, 12363 nucleotides long. RefSeq names its product lysine acetyltransferase 6B (gene KAT6B). Bases 4869 to 10943 code for a protein of 2024 amino acids. The transcript has 19 exons. The record is from RefSeq and is a predicted model, not a curated record. Gene Ontology annotation, biological process: nucleosome assembly; regulation of DNA-templated transcription. Gene Ontology annotation, molecular function: histone acetyltransferase activity; DNA binding. Gene Ontology annotation, cellular component: nucleosome; MOZ/MORF histone acetyltransferase complex. Lineage: Eukaryota; Metazoa; Chordata; Aves; Passeriformes; Muscicapidae.
UUCUUUUGUGUCUGGGUUUUUUUUCAGGUGUCACUGGUGUUGGCAUAAAGCAUGAGGGGUUUCUUGUGUCAGUGACACUGACGAGCCUUGCAUGUGUAAUGGCAGUAUGGAAGAGAGACGGAUAGAUUUGAAUAGCAAUAAGGUCGAGUCAAAGAGGGUCUUGAGAAGUACCAGCAAGGUUCUCAGCACCCCAGGGAAACAAACCCACAUCCCUGGAGCCUUCCCUAAGAGGUUCAGCAGUCUGUGCCACAGCAGGACCAUGGUCUGAAGGCGGGUCUCAAGGAGAGCAUAUGGGGUCUUCAGGUAGCUGUUCAGCCAAGUGUGUAUUGCUGGCAUUAAAUAGCCCUGCCUGAGAUGAGAACUCAUAGCAUCAGGAUUGAUAAGUGAAAAACAUCAACAAAUUCAGGACAUGCAGCAACAGUGAGCAGGAUUUCUGUGAACAGUUUGGCCAUUCAUUAACAAAAAGAAAAUAUUUGUCAUCACUUUUCCCCAGAAUGUUUUUGCAAUGGCAGCUGCUACCUGAGCUGGUAUUUGUGUUGCUGAGCAAGUGAGCAGCAUCCUCAGGAAAUAAACACACAGGCAGGUGUGCAACCAUGCUCAUUUGCUGCUUUUUGAGGGCAGGAGCAGGGUGAUGUAAUUAGCAGACACAUGUUUAAAUUUUUAAUUAAGAGUUUUAAUGGAUUAUUCACUGCCUACCAGAACACACAUGCUCUUACUUUCUCACUUUUUCAGCCUGGGUUCCUAAGGAAACCAGGCUUAGUCAGUCAUGCUGCCUGCCUGCCAGCCAGCCUUCCUUCCUAAUCAGUGUUGAACUCUUUCGGGUUCAUGGCAGGCAAACACCACUUUUCUGGUAAAAUCAUGACUGCAUCACAACACAGUGGUAGGAAAAGGCCUGAGCAGCUGCUGCAGAGUUUAGCAGUAAGCACAAAUAGAUUUUUUCCAGGAACCAGGCCGAGCCUCCAGCAAAAUCAGCAUGGGCAGAGGGAGGAAGGCAUGGGAGGAAAGAAGGGGAAGAAAAAAAAAAAAUCCUGAUGGGUUGACCACAGCUUCCACAGACCCCCUCUGUCUUACUUACUGUUCAAAGAGCCAUUUUUAACAUUGUUUUUUUAGUCUGGUGCCACUGCUGGUGCAGUGAUACUCCUCAUGGCACCUCUGUGAAACAAGUAACAAUGUUGGGCUGAAGGGCAGGAAACAGAAAGACCCACUGGACUCCAAGAGUUCUAAGUGUUCACACAAGUUAUUUUCUACUGCUUGUAAAUUCAUGGUAUUAUUUCCAGGACAUCUGUAUACUCCUCAAUGGUUCAUGUAUAGGAAGGCUGGAGGUCUAAGAAAGAGAGUUCCCAAAAAGUCCAUAGCAGUGUUCUUAUCCCUGGGAGAGUGGAAAUCAUGUAAGAUUAUCCAUUUUCUCCAUCCAUGGUUCAGUAUCAUUAAUGGUAGGUUUGAUUCCUGCAAGAAUUCACCAUUUCUGCUCUUCUGUGAAGGAAAAGGAGUUAACAUUUUUUGCUGAGAUCAUCAGUCCUUAAAAGCUGUGGAGAUUUUGAGAGGAACAGCCUGUCAGGAAGCAGCCAGAGCUGGCUGUCUGCAAGGAAAGGUGAGCUGGAAGCUGAGCACACCAACACAGCCAGCAGGGCAGGAUCCCAGCUGUCCCAGCCCCAGGUGAGCCAGGCAGGGAUCAGGCACAGUGCAGGGAGCAGGGAUCAGCACUGCCCUGUGAGCACCAGGCAGUUCCUGCUGAAAGGCAGGACUGACACCAGGCUGGAGUCAGCUCCAGAGCACUGGGUUAAAGGCAGGACAGGCAUGGCUGCAGGACAGGCAUGGCUGCAGCACAGCAGGAGCUUUAGCUCACAGGGGCUGCUGGAAGGGCUUAGCUUAGGAGCAGGUCCCUCAGGAGGGGUAUCAGCCCUGGCUGUGCCCGAGGCAGGGGGCAGCUCUCAGCUCUGCCAGCUGCAAGCUGGCCCUGAGCCCAGGCAGCCCAACAGCCAGGAGGGGACUCAGGGCCCUCACACAGGGCCCUCAUCUCUCUGUUUGCCCUUGCUGAAACAUGCACUAAGUCAGAAAGUUGCUAUGUGGUGUGGAAUGGUCCCUGAUGGCUUUAAAUCCCAUAAUUUUCCCUUUUGGAUUUAGGCUUGCCAGAUGUAACUGCUGCUUGCUGCCUGGUGGUCCAGCAAAUGAUUUUUCCAAACCUUCGGGGUCUGACAAAAUCAUGAGGCCACUCAGCACCUGCUGGUGAACCUUCUGGUGGGUAUGGGAUGGAGAGCACCCUGUGUUUGGGCACAAUGUGAGAUGGAUGACCACCUGAGGAGUCCAACUGCAGUGUCAUCAAUAUUGAAGCACAGAAGCUGAUCAGCCAGAAGUUAAGCACGUUGUUACAGCCAAACAAAAAUAGAAACUAAAACCAGAAAAAAGACAACAAACCCAAACUAAAUACCAAGCUCUUUCUGCACAGUUUAAGUGGGGAAAGUGAUUCCACUUCAGCCAUGCAGCCCCUGUGCCCUGAAGGCUCCACAAACACACCUGGCAGCAGGACUGGGGUCUUACCUGGGCUCUGAUCUCUCAGACAGUCCCAGCACAGUAUAAAAAACCUGAAUGUUGCAUAGCAAAACUGGCAGGGAACUCCUAGCACCAAAAUGCAAGAAGAUUCUUGUCCCAUAAUUGGGAUCUGCAUAUUUGUCUUGAUUGUUUUGCAAAAUACCUCAGUGAAACUACAAAGGAUAUAUUUGACACCUAUAGCUGACAGGCUUUUUCUACACCACUUACCACAGCAAUGUUUGUGUGCCUUCUGUGCUAUUUGCUAGAAUUCUCCAUGCAUUAGCACAGUUUACAAUCACUUUCAUUUUCGUUGCUGUGGCACUCAGCUCCUGGGUGAGGUUGUUUAUUAAUUCCUUCCCCUGAGGUGCCUGCAGGUAACACUUUGUUCUGCACUGGCACCAUCCUGCCCCAGCUGAGGGUCCUUCUGUCUGCUCUGUUCCCAGUGCUUCAGCUGGGCUCUUGGUUUGUGUCAGAGCUUCUGCUUAAACUCCAGGGCACCCUCCCCACUGGUGUCUCUGCCAGAGCUGCUGUUUGAAGGGAUGUGGGAGUCUGGUUCAGACCACAGCACUGGAGAAACAGUCUUGGAGCCUUAGGACCUCUCCCCCAUCCCCCAAAUCAUUUCUGGAGAUAAAGUGUUGAACACAAGUGUUGGAGGAGGAAAGAGAAGUUAUUCUUGUUAUGACUCUUCUCAACUUACUUACAGAAUACAACUGGGAUCUUAAACUUGUUACUGCACGUUUUGCUGGUAAUCUGCUUUGUUUAGAUUGUUUACAUUAUUUUAGUAGCCUAUAUAUAAACCAUAUAUCAUUGCACCAGAAAUAUGUGUGCAUAUGCAUGUGUGAGCACGUCUCUACAAUUUUAUAGAGAUAUGAAGUUAUUUGGUUGGUUUCUAAUAUAAAAGUUGGCUUCUUAGAUUUUUAGAUGUAGUGCCAGCUUUUCAAGGUCCUGGAUUAAAAUAAUUUUAUUAAUUUAGGAAUAAGAUUGCAUUAGACUUACAGGAAAAUUUUAAGACAAAAAUGCAAAAUACAGCAUUGAAUUGAAAAUAUAAGAUACAUUUUGCCAUCUUCUGUCUAUUUCAAGACCUAUAAAAUGGAAAAACAUUUGAAACCUAACAACAACAACAAAUGAACAAACACCAAACUUGGAAAUCAGCAGCUGGUAGAGGAAAAAAUAAAAAACAUCUUCUUCUAGGCUUCCUUUCUACAGAAAAGCAUAUAUCAAGGGUUGAAGUAUAAGAGAAUAGGAAUUUUUGGCUGGAGUUCAGACUGGUUCUAAUAAUGAUCCUUUCAAAAGAUUAUUUGAAUUCUUACAGCCAAAAAUAUUUGCCAGUCUUUUUCCAUGCGAAAUGCUAUAAAUCAAAAGGCAAUGGAUAUGGUAAAAUGUCCUGAAAGUAUAUAGAUGAGUUUUCCAUUGAGCAUCCCAAAUCCUGAAAAUGUCACAGACUCUUUAAUUCACCCUUGCUAGCACUUUCCAUGGAGCACUGUUCACGUACUCAGAUAUUUGCAGUGGCAUUUUUGUUCAUGGCAAACCCUUGCAAAAUGUAAGGUUUUCUUUUCCCUGGCAGUGCAAUAUGCAAAUACACUCCACUGAUGCAAAACUGAGCCCACUUAGUGCAGCUUAUCAUACUGAAAUAGCCUCAUCAGUGCAAACACCCAGCAUCCUCUUACCCAGGCUGUAAUAAGAUCUCAAUGACAUAUACACGGGUUUGUAGGAUCAGAUUAUUAUUUGUGUUACAUUAAAGUCCUGCUCUAUCUGGCAGGCCAAGUUAUGGCACUGCUCAUGACAUUUAGUUACCAAGAAGACUUGAAGAUGCAGUGCAUCUCUCUGGGAGGGCAUUAACAGCCCUGAGCAGUCUCAGCUGGAGCAUCCCCACCACCCCAGCUCAUCCCUGGGCUCUGGAGCAGGAGCUCAGCUGCAGCCUGGCCUGUGCCUGCCCAUGGGAUCUGUUUCCUCACCCCAGUUCUGCAGCUUGGCCUUGGUUUUGGCCCUGCCAAGGAUCACUGGACCCAGUACAGACCCUGCCAGCCUGACCUGGACCUGCCUCAUCACCACAGACUCGCCUGGUUGCAACAAACUUUCUUUUAAGGACGGGCCGGUGUCAUCAGGGAUGAACCCCUUCUACGUUUUGGUAACAGUAACAUAAUUUGAAAGUUUCAGUCAGCAGGUAUUUCUCUGCUUUUUCUGACUCCUCAGGGUGGAUAUUUUUGACAUGUUUCCAAGCAGUGUGUGGAAUCCUUCCAUUUGUGUUUGAGGUGUGAACAACCUCUGAAAGAUCUGCUAAAAGGAUAAGGAGGAACCUCUAUGGGUAACUCUUGGCUGGAAACAAUUACUGGUCAACCAUGGUAAAACUUGCCAACCCUCUUUAUACGGAGUGGAUUCUGGAAGCUAUACAAAAAGUUAAAAAGCAAAAGCAAAGGCCUUCUGAAGAGAGAAUAUGUCACGCUGUUUGUGCUUCCCAUGGAUUAGAUAAGAAGACUGUUUCAGAGCAGUUGGAACUUAGUGUUCAAGAUGGUUCUAUUCUUAAAGUCACUAACAAAGGUCUUGCAUCCUACAAGGACCCAGAUAAUCCUGGACGGUUUUCAUGUGUUAAACCUGGCACUAUUCCUAAAUCUGUUAAGGGAUCUAGAGGAGCUUGUAAUGAGCUUCGUAAUGUGGAUUGGAAUAAACUCUUGAGAAGAGCAAUUGAAGGGCUUCAAGAACCUAAUGGCUCCUCCCUGAAAAACAUAGAGAAGUAUUUGAGAAGUCAAAAUGACCUAGCAAGUAUUUUCAACAAUCCUGCCUUUCAGCAGAGGUUGCGGCUGGGGGCCAAACGUGCUGUGAACAAUGGGAGGUUACUGAAGGAUGGUCCUCAGUACAGAGUGAAUUAUGGCAGUUUGGAAAGCAAAGGAGCUGCAAAAUACUCCAGCACCUUCCCAGCUUCCCUUCCGCCUGUCAGCCUAUUACCCCAUGAAAAAGACCAGCCACGAGCUGAUCCCAUCCCGAUAUGCAGCUUUUGCUUGGGAACAAAAGAAUCAAAUCGUGAAAAAAAACCAGAAGAGCUCUUGUCUUGUGCAGAUUGUGGCAGCAGUGGACAUCCAUCAUGUUUGAAAUUCUGUCCUGAGUUGACAACAAAUGUGAAGGCCCUGAGGUGGCAGUGCAUUGAAUGCAAGACAUGCAGCGCCUGUAGGAUCCAAGGCAAAAAUGCAGAUAACAUGCUUUUUUGCGACUCCUGUGAUCGAGGGUUCCACAUGGAGUGCUGUGACCCGCCACUGUCCCGAAUGCCAAAAGGGAUGUGGAUUUGCCAGGUCUGUAGACCAAAGAAGAAAGGGAGAAAGCUGCUUCAUGAGAAAGCUGCACAAAUAAGGAGACGAUAUGCAAAACCUAUUGGACGACCGAAAAAUAAAUUAAAGCAACGAAUGUUGUCUGUAACCAGUGAUGAAGGAUCCGUGAAUGCAUUCACAGGAAGGGGGUCACCUGGUAGGGGUCAAAAGACUAAAGUCUGUACCACACCUUCAUCUGGUCAUGCUGCAUCUGUGAAGGAUUCAAGCAGCAGAUUGCCUGUUACAGACCCCACUCGGCCUGGUGCCACCACCAAAAUCACCACCACCUCCACCUACAUAUCUGCCUCUACACUUAAAGUUAACAAGAAAACCAAAGGUCUCAUUGAUGGCCUUACUAAGUUCUUUACACCAUCACCUGAUGGUCGCAGAUCACGAGGUGAAAUAAUAGACUUUUCAAAGCAUUAUCGUCCAAGGAAAAAGGUCUCUCAGAAACAGUCAUGCACUUCUCUUGUGUUGGCUACAGGUACCACACAAAAGCUAAAACCUCCACCUUCUUCACUUCUACCCCCAAUCCCCAUCUCUGGUCAGAGCCCCAGUUCUCAAAAAUCCAGCACUUCGACAACUUCUAACUCUCCCCAGAGUUCUUCCAGUCAGUCAAGCAUACCUUCCUUUAGCAGCCUCCCUAGUAGCAGUCAGCUAAAGGGACUCUUUGAUGGACUCUCUCAUAUCUAUGCCACUCAGGAACAGUCUCGUAAAAAGGGUCACCCAAGCUGUGCACCCCACAAGCAUUUGUGUAGUAAACCAGAAUUAUCUUCCACAUCAACAUCUGAUAGUCAUUUCUGUGGAAAGAAAGAUGUUAGGAGUAGGUUUAUGUCUCAUGUCUGUGCCUCUGGAUGGGGGGUGUCUAGAGGACAUGCUUUUAAAGCAAUUGCUCACCUCAAGAGAACAGCUUUCUUUAAAAAGCCCAGGAUUCUAGGCAGAUUAAAGUAUAAAAUGACCCCUCAGAUGGGGACCCCCUCACCAGGGAAGGGGAGCUUGACAGACGGAAGGAUUAAACCUGAUCAGGAUGAUGAUACUGAAAUCAAACUAAGCAUCAAACAAGAGAACACGGAUGUAUUUCUGUUGGGAAGCAAGGACACUGUUACACAGGAGGAUUUGGAAGUAUUUAAGCAGGCCCGAGAGCUUUCCCUGGAGAAAAUUGGGUGUAAAAAUACUGGUGAAACAAGUGGGCGAUACCCUUCAGUGAUUGAGUUUGGAAAAUAUGAGAUCCAGACCUGGUACUCUUCACCUUACCCACAGGAAUAUGCAAGAUUACCAAAGCUUUACCUGUGUGAAUUCUGUCUUAAAUACAUGAAAAGUAAAAACAUUUUGUUAAGGCACUCAGAGAAAUGUGGCUGGUUUCAUCCUCCAGCCAAUGAAAUCUACAGAAGAAAUGACCUUUCAGUAUUUGAGGUUGAUGGAAAUGUGAGCAAAAUUUAUUGUCAGAAUCUUUGUUUGUUAGCUAAGCUCUUUCUGGACCACAAAACCUUGUAUUAUGAUGUUGAACCAUUCCUCUUCUAUGUCCUUACAAAAAAUGAUGAGAAAGGCUGCCAUUUAGUUGGAUAUUUCUCUAAGGAAAAGCUUUGCCAGCAGAAGUACAAUGUCUCCUGCAUAAUGAUCAUGCCCCAAUACCAAAGGCAAGGAUUUGGAAGGUUUCUCAUUGAUUUCAGUUAUUUACUUUCUAGAAGAGAGGGUCAAGCAGGAUCCCCUGAGAAGCCAUUGUCUGAUCUGGGUCGUCUCUCCUACUUGGCUUAUUGGAAAAGUGUCAUAUUGGAAUACCUGAACUGCCACCACGAAAAACAAAUCAGCAUCAAAGGAAUGAGCCGAGCUACUGGAAUGUGUCCACAUGAUAUUGCCACAACCCUGCAGCAGCACAGCAUGAUAGAUAAAAGGGAAGAUAGAUUUGUAAUUAUUAGACGGGAAAAGCUGAUUUCAAGUCACAUGGAGAAACUGAAAGCGAAUCCACGUAUCAAUGAAGUAGAUCCUGAAAGCUUGAGAUGGACUCCUUUGUUAGUUUCUAAUGCUGCAGUUUCUGAAGAAGAGAGGGAAGCAGAAAAGGAGGCUGAGCGUCUUAUGGAACAAGCUAGCUGCUGGGAGAAGGAAGAGCAAGAAAUAUUCUCCACAAGAACUAGUAGUAGGCAAUCACCUGCAAAAGUACAAUCUAAAAAUAAAUAUUUGCGAUCUCCAGAAAGUGUGGCAGUGGUGGGGGAGCGAGGGCAAUCCACAGAACAAUCUAAAGAAAGCAGUGAGGAGGAUGGAGGGGAUGAGAACCAACGGAGUUCGCCUCCCCGGCUGACAAAGCCCCAGUCCCUGGCCAUGAAAAGAAAGAGACCUUUCAUACUGAAGAAGAAAAGGGGCCGUAAACGCAGAAGGAUAAAUAGCAGUGUUACAACAGAGACAAUUUCUGAAACAACAGAGGUGUUGAAUGAGCCAUUUGACAACUCAGAUGAAGAGCGUCCCAUGCCACAGCUGGAACCCACCUGUGAGAUGGAUGGAGAAGAUGAUGACUUAAAGCCUGUGAUUAGGAAAGCUUUUGAGUAUCAACCUGGGCAGCAGAAACAGGAGGAAGAAGAGCAGAACAAGGAGGAGAAAGAUAUUAAUUGCUACAGGAGUGAUGAAAAUUGUACAGAUAAUACAGAGGAUGUAGCUGUGUUGGAAGAAAGCACUAAAGACAAUCUUGAACCUUUAAAGAGUAAGCAGGGUUGGCCCAAAGGAGUUAAACGUGGUCCAUCUAAAUGGAGGCAAAGCAAAGAAAGAAAACCUGGCUUUAAGCUUAAUUUAUACACUCCACCUGAGACUCCCAUGGAGCCUGACUAUCAGGUGCUAGUGGAAGAACAAAAAGAAGUAGCUGAAGACAAGCCCUGCUCAGUUCCUGCUGUUGCAGAGGAACCUAUUAAAGAACCUGUUGAAGCAUUACCACCACCAGAUGAUGAGGUGAAAGAAGUAGAACCUGAACCUCUGCAUCCACCCAGUGAACCCUUUGAAAAAGAAGAAAAUGAUACUGUGAAAGCUGGGGAUGAAGAAAGGAGCAUAGAAGAUGAUGGAAUCACUUCAAAAGAUCAAGAAAAAGACAAAGCAGAAGAAGUUUUUGUGCACAAAGAGGAGUCCGUGCAUUUGGAUGAUCAGGAGGAAGAGGAGGAGGAGGAUGAAGAACCUUCUCACAAUGAGGAUCAUGAUGCAGAUGAUGAAGAUGAUAGUCACAUGGGUUCAACAGAGGUGGAGAAAGAGGAAAUGCCUGGUGAGGCUUUCAAAGAAAUGCUGGAAACUCAGCAAUCUUUUUUAGACGUAAAUGUUCAAACUGGUAAUUCAAAUCAGGAGGAGUUAAUGGAUUGUGGGGUUGACCUUGCAGCUGAUGAGUGUGAAAGUGAGCAGAAAGAACUUGCUACAGAUUCAGAGCCAGUGCCUGAAUCUGAUGAUGAUAAUGCAGACAACAGCCAGGACCAAAAAGCUGGAGAAGAAUUACAUUCCAAUUUCAAGGGAGAGAGUACUGAGACCAUGGAGAUUGACUCCGAGACAGUUCAGGCAGUACAGUCUCUAACCCAAGAAACAAGUGAGCAUGAAGAUACGUUUCAGGACUGUGCAGAGACUCAAGAGGCCUGUAGAAGUUUGCAGAACUAUGCCCACAAUGACCAAAGUCCCCAGAUGACCACACUGGACGACUGUCAGCAGUCUGACCACAGCAGCCCAGUCUCAUCUGUGCACUCUCAUCCUAGCCAGUCAGUUCGUUCUGUCAGUAGUCCAAAUGUCGCUCCUCUAGAGAGCAGCUAUGCGCAGAUCAGCCCAGAUCAAAGUGCCAUUUCUGUGCCGUCUCUGCAGAACAUGGAGACCAGCCCAAUGAUGGAUGUUCCCUCCGUUUCUGAUCAUUCGCAGCAAGUUGUGGAUAGUGGGUUUAGUGACUUAGGAAGUAUUGAGAGCACAACAGAGAACUAUGAAAACCCAAGCAGUUACGAUUCUACAAUGGGCAGUAGUAUCUGUGGAAACAACUCUUCUCAAAACAGUUGCUCGUACAGCAGCCUUACGUCUAGCAACCUAACACAGAGUAGCUGUGCAGUCACUCAGCAGAUGUCUAACAUUAAUGGAAGCUGCAGUAUGAUGCAACAAGCAAACAUCAAUUCUCCUCCCACUUGUAAUGUGAAAUCUCCCCAAGGUUGUGUUGUUGAAAGGCCUCCAAGCAGCAACCAACAGUUAUCCCAGUGCAGCAUGGCUGCUAAUUUCACACCACCUAUGCAGUUGACUGAAAUCCCUGAGACUAGCAAUGCCAACAUUGGAUUAUAUGAAAGAAUGGGGCAGAGUGAAUUUGGAGCAGGGCAUUACUCACAGCCAUCUGCCACCUUCAGCCUUGCUAAACUGCAACAGUUAACUAAUACGCUUAUGGAUCAUUCUUUGCCUUACAGCCAUUCAGCUGCUGUAACUUCCUAUGCAAACAGUGCCUCUUUGUCUGCCCCCUUAAGUAACACAGGGCUUGUUCAGCUUUCUCAGUCUCCACAUGCUGUUCCUGGAGGACCCCAAGCACAGGCUACCAUGACCCCUCCCCCCAACCUUACUCCUCCUCCCAUGAAUCUGCCACCUCCCCUUUUGCAGCGUAAUAUGACUUCAUCGAAUAUUGGAAUAUCCCACACCCAAAGACUGCAGACUCAGAUGGCCAGCAAAGGUCACGUCUCUGUGAGAACCAAAUCCACGCCUCUGCCGCCUGCUGCUGCAGCCCACCAGCCACAAAUUUAUGGGCGAGCUUCACAGACUGUGGCCAUGCAAGGGCCUGCACGGACCUUAACAAUGCAGCGUGGCAUGAACAUGAGUGUAAAUUUGAUGCCAGCCCCUGCUUAUAAUGUCAAUUCAGUUAACAUGAAUAUGAACACCCUUAACGCUAUGAAUGGUUACAGUAUGUCCCAGCCAAUGAUGAAUAGUGGCUAUCACAGUAAUCAUGGGUAUAUGAAUCAAACCCCCCAGUACCCUAUGCAGAUGCAGAUGGGAAUGAUGGGAACUCAGCCAUAUGCACAGCAGCCAAUGCAGACAGCACCCCACAGUAACAUGAUGUACACUCCUCCGGGCCACCACGGCUACAUGAACACAGGCAUGUCCAAGCAGUCUCUCAAUGGAUCCUACAUGAGAAGGUAGGCCCUGGGAGAGACACGCUACCAAACUGGCAUAUGGCAUUGAUCUGCACAAAUACCUUUGGAGAGUACGAUUUCAAAACCAGCAAUUGGUGUGAAUGCAAAAACAUUUGUUGGCACCAUUUAAAAGCUGUAUGCAGCAGAAAGCCUUAUACAAGUUUUUCUUUAUUUCUUGCUUUGUUGGUUUUUUCUUUUUUUUUUUUUUUUUUGUUUUUUUUUUUUUUGUUUUGUUCUGUUUUGGGGUUUUUUGUUUAUUUUUUUAACAUUGUGAGAUUUAACUUCUCUUUGGGGGGAAUUAGGUGGUUUUCCAUUUUUUGUUUAUUUCAUUGAGCUUGAAGUUCUCUGGAAAGGAAGAACUCUUUCUAUGAACUGCAAUUACACAGCAGCUGAUGGUUCAGAGCCAUUUUAUGUGCCUGCUCCCAUUAAAAAUGUGGAUAAAUAGACUCCAAAACUAUCAGACAGUACUGGAUCAUGAGCUUUUUCUCUCUCCUUUCCCUACAUGUAAAUGCCUUUUAGCAGUUCUUUUAUUGUAUUAUUUUGUUUCUGAAGGUGACACUUCUGCAUGCCGCUAAUGUCUUUGUUAGUGACAGUGCAUUUUGUAGUACUGUACAAGUGUUGUGCUUAACAGUAAGCCAUUUCUUAAUUUUUUUGCCUUGAUUAGGUUACCCUAGUUUGAGGGGUAAAAAAACCAGAACUAUAUUUUUGUUAAUUAUAAAACUUGUAAAAAUAAUAAAAAAAGCUGCAAAAGCUAUUCACAUUUUGGUUAGUUCAAAGGGUUUUAUUGCUGUAUGUUUAGUGUAAAGUUGAGACUCUUUUCCAUUUUUGUGACCAGUUUCUUUGGGGCUGGGUAGGAAAAAAGGCAGCUUUCUGUUUUAUAAAAAUUUAGACUUUUUUUGUUGAUUGAAACAUCUCAGUGUUUAUUUGUCAAGUUUUGAAACAUUUUCGUAUAUGUCCAAAUACUUGGCAGGAUUAAAAAAAAAAAGUAGUGAAUUUGGUGUAAAGUUGCUAUUUUAUGGAAAUGCCUCUAACUUUACAUUUUCAUUCCAUCUGUAGAUUUUUCUAUCUUUAUAAAAUAUUGGAGUUAUUUUUUAAGGGAAAAAAUAGAGCAGUAGCGUGUGAAUAGCUCAAACUAAGCUUACAGAUCGCAUGUAAAAAGGCAAAAGUUAUUUGUGUCUGUUUAUAUUGCUUCCUUUUUUGUAGCCUUUGUACCUGUACAGAGUGACUGUAAGGGCCGAAGAGAAGAGGCUUGAUACAUGUAAAAAUAGGACCCAGUGACACUCUUGUAUUUAUCUGUUAUCUUUUUAGUCAGUCACUUAAAAAAUACCCACAAAAGACCCACCCAAGCAACAAAAAUAAAAACUGCAAAAAACUACAACCCCCCCCCAAGCUGUACAUUUUAACAUAAAAUAAAUUAUGAUGAGCCA